AUGCCACGCAGCUACCCCACAGCAGGUGGAACGCCCGCCCUGGAAGGGAGGAUGCCAUGCAACAGCUCAACGCUGGUGACUCGUCUGGUGGAGGCGCACGGAGUGGUGCUCGGCAAAACGCGCAUGCAUGAGCUGGCAGAGGGCGUCACCUCCAUCAAUGUGUAUGGAGGCCCCGUGCUGAACCCCUACAACAACACAAUGCAUGUCGGAGGGAGCAGUGGGGGCACCACGGCAGUGGUAGCAAUGCGCAUGGCUGCAGGAGGCUUCUGCUCUGACACAGGGGGUUCCUGCCGGAUCCCAGCCAGUGUGACUGGGGUUGUAGGCUUCAGGCCCAGCACCGGCUGCUGGCCUGCUGCAGAUGGCAUUGUUCCCAUGACUGUCACCCGAGACACUGUUGGUGUGAAUUCCCGCUCAGUCUCUGACGUCAAAUUGUUCAACGAUAUUUUCAGCGACUGUGACAAAUCCUACAAGGCGGUCAAAGUUGAAGGCCUGCGGAUUGGCUACCCCAAGAACUUCUGGGAAGACAUUGGCGAAGAGACCACAGGAGCGUUUGAUGCAGCCAUAGAGGCUCUGAAGGCAGCAGGCGUGAAGCUGGUGGAAAUGGACAUGAGCCUUCUCGUUGAUGCUGGAAACAAGCUGCUGCCUGACGUCCUCUUCUACACCUAUGAGAUGCCCAGGGAACUCUCAAGGUACUUGUUUCAGCAUGGCUACAACAUCUCUUUGGUGGAAUUAGUGGAUAAGAUUGCCUCACCCAUGGUGAAGGAUGCAAUGAUUCAACGCACCUACAAGAAGCUGGACAGCUACCCAACCCCUGCUGACUACACUCUGGCGCUCGACACAUAUCUGCCGCAGCUGAAGGCGCUGUGGAAGUCCUACCAUGACAUCUAUGAUGUGGAUGUGCUUCUGGUGCCCACCACGCCAAUCACUGCACGGCCUAUCGAUGACGUGGAGCCUUAUGUCAGCAUCAAUGGCCGCAAGGAGGACAAUCUGGAGAUCUAUGGGCGAAUGAACAUGAUAGACUGCCCGCUGGGAAUCCCAGGGCUGAGCAUCCCCGUGGGCCUUGCAGCAGACGGCAUGCCCAUUGGCAUCAUGCUAUACGGUCGCCCAGGUGCUGACGCGGAUGUGUUGUCAAUUGGGGAGGCAAUAGAGCCACUGUUUGCUGUGACGCCGCCCCCUGCAGAGGAGCAGCAAUGCAGCGGGUGCACUCCAUCUGUGAAGGUGGUAAACGUGACAUGGAAUGGUGUUGGGACGCCUCUGGAGACAGACACCACCAGCGCUUACACUCUGGAGCUGGCAGGAGACUGCGCCUUGAAGAGCGCCAUCUCUGCUGCCUAGGGUGUACUACAGUAGUGUAGUACAGCGUCUGCCUGCAAUCAGGGUGCCAGCGGCGCGUGCCCAACGCGAAAGUACUGCAGUUGAUUAAUUCAAUAUUGAAAUUCACAGUUUCAUGAUGUGUACGCGAGGCUGGACUGCACAGAGUCAGGGUGCUUGUACACUGCAGGGCAAUGCACUGCAUGACAUUUUCUGAAAGGUUCUGUACCACCAGUGUACCCGGAACUCUCUAGCCUAUAGAUUACUACUCCGCCUCAACUGUUCCAUGCUGUACAGCACGUGUGCGCAUGCAGAUUGAGCUUUGUACAUGUACCACUUGACAAUCUUGACGGGUGAUCACAUUGGUUUUAAUGCAAUUGGAAAUGGGAUUGACUUGAAUCGGAUUGCAUGCUCAUGUCUUCGAGGUGACAACUUUAAAAGCUAUAGACAUCAGUGACUUUAGAUCGGUACCAAACUUGCUCUGCAGGACAAUCAAUUGAAGCCAGCCCUACUUGCGCGCUGACAUAUGCUUGUAAGCAAUCUCUGUUCAAAUC
Molecule: messenger RNA, 1865 nt
Organism: Coccomyxa subellipsoidea C-169
Lineage: Eukaryota; Viridiplantae; Chlorophyta; Trebouxiophyceae; Coccomyxaceae
Product: amidase signature enzyme
Exons: 10
Coding region: 1-1335 (444 amino acids)
Molecular function (GO): catalytic activity
Source: RefSeq, a predicted model, not a curated record